UCCUUUUUCUAUCAAAAAUACAAAAAAUGAAAUAGAGUUAGAAAUGGAAAACCCUACAGCAAAAUCUACUCAAAUGUAUCCAAUUUCCGCCAUGUUAGACCCCAAACCCUAAUUCCCAAUCCAUUUCCCCUCUUGUUCUAAUUUUCCCGCAUUUUAUUGGGUUUCCACUUAAUUUUCUCUCUCUUCCGGCACGAUUGGAUCUGAGUGCUCUUGUAUUUUUUUCCCCAACCCCACUUAGUCCCUUCAAACCGGAAGAGAAAAAGAGACCCAAUUUCCUAACUUUCCAGGGUUUUUUUAAGUUAGAGCUUUUUUGGAUCUAGCAGUAUAGAAUUGUGGGAAUUUCUUCGGGUUUUUGGGUAAUUCGUGAUAUUUACGUCUCUGGGUUGCUUCCUUUUUUUGGGAGAGGUUUUAUAUUGCUAUUUUUAUUUGUAUUUUUGGAGUUCGGGGUUAGAUAAAAAAAAGGGGGAGAAAUUUGAAUAGCCAAUGCCAUAUUUGGGUAAUUGGUAUUUGAAAGCUGUAUUUUUUUCGGUGAAUUUUUUGGAGAGACCGAAAAAUAAGUUGAUCAAUGUCUUGGGCAGGCCCUGAAGAUAUCUACCUUUCUACUUCUCUUGCCAGUUAUCUUGACAAAAAACUUUUAGUGCUGCUGCGGGAUGGUCGAAAGCUAAUGGGAACAUUACGUUCUUUUGACCAAUUUGCCAAUGCUGUUCUUGAGGGUGCUUGUGACAGAGUUAUUGUUGGCGAUCUUUAUUGCGACAUUCCUUUAGGUCUAUAUGUAAUCCGUGGGGAGAAUGUUGUCUUGAUUGGUGAGCUGGACUUGGAGAGAGAGGAACUUCCUCCGCAUAUGACUUGUGUUUCAGCAGCAGAAAUUAGAAGGGCACAGAAAGCAGAAAGGGAGGCAAGAGAUCUGAAAGGUACAAUGAGGAAACGAAUGGAGUUCCUUGAUUUGGACUAACUUAUGUUUCCUGCAACCUGUUUUGCAAUCCGCAAGUUUUAUGGCGGUUGGUGUAGGAGAUGUGUAGGCUAGAAUCAGCUCCAUCAUCUCUUUGUUUCUCAUUUCCCUUUCUGCAUUAAAUUCUUGUAACAUUUGCAAACCAUGUAUCUGACAAAGCUUAGCUGCGAUUUACGGGUGGUCUAAUUUAGUUUUUUUUUAUUUUUUGGCUUUUACUAAAUAUUCGGAGAUUUAACUUGGAACUUGGAAGUCUCCAUGUUAUCUUGAAUUCUCAUAAAUAAUUGCUUUGCACUGCAGUAAACACUUGUUUCUUGA
Theobroma cacao (cacao) is the source of this 1264-nucleotide messenger RNA. It is a transcript of the gene LSM1B, whose product is annotated as Small nuclear ribonucleoprotein family protein. Gene Ontology annotation, molecular function: mRNA binding. NCBI's taxonomy places the organism in Eukaryota, Viridiplantae, Streptophyta, Magnoliopsida, Malvales, Malvaceae. Gene Ontology annotation, cellular component: Lsm1-7-Pat1 complex; P-body. The record is from RefSeq and is a predicted model, not a curated record. Gene Ontology annotation, biological process: deadenylation-dependent decapping of nuclear-transcribed mRNA.